Molecule: messenger RNA, 2500 nt
Organism: Mesoplodon densirostris (Blainville's beaked whale)
Lineage: Eukaryota; Metazoa; Chordata; Mammalia; Artiodactyla; Ziphiidae
Gene: HEXD
Product: hexosaminidase D
Exons: 14
Coding region: 783-2294 (503 amino acids)
Biological process (GO): carbohydrate metabolic process
Molecular function (GO): hexosaminidase activity
Source: RefSeq, a predicted model, not a curated record
AGUACCUGCUCGGGCGCCGGCGCUCCGCUGCCCGGUUGCCCUCGGGCGCCUUGGGAGCGCCCCUCCUCUGAGGUGCCAUUGGCCAGGCCGCCGUGGAGCCGGGUCGAACGCGGGAUCCGCCGCGAGCCCGGGACGAGCGCCGCGAGAGUUAGCGCGAGACCAGCGCGGCCAGGGACGCGGAGCGACGCGUUCCGCCGUCGACCUCCGGUCUGGUGGCCAGGCCUGAGCAAUCUGAGGCCGAGCGCCGAGCGGGGCGGAACGGGGACCUGCGCGCAUCCGCGGCGCACCCGCCCUUGCCUGACCCCUCUCCUCCCCUGCCCUCCGCGGAACCCGAAGAGCCUCCAAGCCUUCGUCUGAAGUGUGUCCUCGCCCCGCCGUGCGUGCUCUCCCGGCGUCUCCAAGCCCACCCCCCGGGGGUAUCCAAGUCCUCCUCCCGUGGCUCUCCAAGCCCUUUCCCCGCCCGGGGCCUCCAAGCCCUCCUCCCAGGGACUCCGCACCCUCUUCUGUGGGGUUUCCACGCCCCUCUCCCCCGGCCCAUGCCACACCGGAGGGCACUGGGUCCAGUUGGUGCUCAGUACACAUGUAUCCGUUAGGCCCUGCUGCUUGGUUUACAACAUUCAAUUUCCCUAGAGAACCUUACGUCCAGUGGGCAAGAAGUAAGAUCUUAACCAGCCCUGUGGAGAUACCUGAUUCUGAAAGAGUGGAAUUAGCAGUGAGGUUCAUUCAUGAGGAUUAAGUCUGAAGAAGAUUUUGCAGCAACUUACAUUGAUAAACAACUCUGAAUGUGUCUGAUGCAGGAAGAAGUGCCCAGACAAGAGGUUUCUUUGUCACAUGACUUCACAAAAAAUAGUACGAUGUCGGCUUGCUCACCAUUUAAGAUGCGACUGGUUCAUCUGGACCUGAAAGGAGCCCCACCGAGGGUCUGCUACCUCUCGGAGAUUUUCCCCCUGUUCCGUGCCCUGGGUGCAAACGGCCUCCUCAUCGAGUAUGAAGACAUGUUUCCCUACGAGGGCCACCUGAGGCUGCUGAGGGCCAAGCACGCAUACAGCCCCUCCGAAAUCAAAGAGAUCCUGCAUCUGGCCACACUGAAUGAGCUGGAGGUCAUUCCCUUGGUGCAGACAUUUGGGCACAUGGAGUUUGUGCUGAAGCACGAGGCUCUCGCUCACCUCCGGGAAGUGGCACUUUUCCCCAACACCCUGAAUCCCCACAAGGCGGAGUCCCUGGCACUGGUUGGAGCCAUGAUUGACCAGGUGAUGGCGCUGCACCCGGGCGCCCGGUGGCUCCACAUCGGCUGUGACGAGGUGUACUACCUCGGAGAGGGUGAGGACUCAAGACAGUGGCUGCAGCAGGAGCCCAACACCAGAGCAGAGCUGUGUCUGUCCUACAUGGAGGCGGUGGCCAGCCACGUGCAGGCCCGGCACCCCACCACGACGCCCCUGGUGUGGGAUGACAUGCUGCGGGACAUCCCCGAGGACCAGCUCUCAGCAUCGAGGGUGCCGCAGCUGGUGGAACCUGUGCUCUGGGACUACGGGGCCGACCUGGACGUCCACAGCAAGGCGCUCCUCAUGGAGAAGUACCGGAAGAGCGGCUUCUCCUGGCUCUGGGCCGCCAGUGCCUUCAAGGGAGCCACAGGGGCAAGCCAGGCCCUGACCCCCAUCGAGCACCACCUCAGAAACCACAUGCAGUGGCUGCAGGUGGCGGGCAGCGUGCCAGCGGACACACUGCAGGGCAUCGUCCUGACUGGCUGGCAGAGGUAUGACCACUUCUCUGUGCUGUGCGAGCUGCUGCCCGUGGGAAUCCCAUCCCUGGCUGUCUGUCUGCAGGUGCUUCUACAUGGAGGCUUUGCCGAAAACGUUAAAGCAAGAGUGGAGAACUUUCUUGGGACUUCGAGCUUGGAAGCAACGGAUUUUAGGAGUGAGAGGGCCGGCUCCUUCCCUGGCAGUGACAUCUUGAACCUCAUCACACAAGUCAGCCUCCAUCUGUGCAGCUCCGUGGAUGCGCUGCUGGAGAGGGACAGGUAUGUGACCGGCUGGUUCAGCCCCUACCAUCGCAGGCGGAAGUUCAUCCACCCCGUCAUGAUCCAGCACAUCCAGCCCCAGGCGCACAGUCUCCUGGCCAGGUGGAGCGUUCUCGUGGGGGAGCUGGAGGCUGCCCUGCAGCGUGUCUUCUACCCAGACGCAGUGGAGGAGUGGCUGGAGGAGAACGUGCACCCCAGCCUGCGGCGGCUGCAGGCUCUGCUGCAGGAUCUGGGUGAGGCAGCCAGCCCCAGGCCCGACUCGGGUCAGGACCCCUGAGGGGAGGGGGCCAGGCUCAGGCUGUCGGCCUCCCUGCAGUCUCAUCAGCUGCACCCGGCCCCACGUGCGCCUCCUGAGCCCUGGGCAGCCGUGCCAGCAGACAGCACCCACAGAAACAAGAGUAAACAUGAAAGGAAAAGACACUCUGGGCCUAUGCAGUGAUCAGCAUUAGAACUUUAAUUCUUUCAAAAUAAAAAGGAGAGUGG